CACGAUAUCCUUUGUGGUUGCAAAGUAAGUGACCCAUGUCUUUUCUCUGAAAUUGGGUCAUUUUGGAUCAUGUUACAUUGUGUAGUUUUCUUAAUAUUCUGCCUUCUUGACACAGAGGCGAAGAUGUUGCAGUCUCCUGCAGUUUUGAAAGCUAGUACUGGAACAAAUGUCAGUCUUACGUGCACCAUUGUGAGCGGGGCUGCUACAUGUUAUAAUGUUGUUUGGUAUAUUCAGCUGCAAACAAAAGCUAUCCAGCUGUUGACCAAAAAUGAAAGAGUUUCUCUUGCACAUAGAAAUACUGAGAAGAAGUGCACUUUAACCAUCAACAGAGUAAGGAUAAAUGACACUGGGACAUAUUUUUGCUCAGGAUGCAACAUUGUUUUUAGUGACUUUGGAAAUGGAACAAAACUCAUUAUCACAGAUGAGCCAGCAAACUCACCAGUGAUGUUUGUGUUGCCUCCUUCAGCUCAUGAAAUUUAUGUUAAGAAAACAGUGACUCUUAUAUGUCUAGUGUUCAAUAUUUCUGCUGAAGACUUUAACGUAUUUUGGAAUAUUUCUGGGAUUAUAAUGAGUGGGCUUAUGCAUCCCAGUAUAAGGAUAUCCGAGAGUGAGAAGAGUAUCUGUAACCAGUUAACAAUCGCCCCUGAUCUGUGGAAAAACAUUGUGACAUAUACCUGUGUGGUAGAAGACAUUUCCGGAGUAAUUAUCAGCAAAUCCAUAUGGAAAGAGUCUACUGCCAAAGGAAAUGACCGAUCUCAGUUUACAGCUUUCUGUUCCAGAGUAAUAGCUCUUCUUCUAUUUAUGAUGACAAUUCUCAUGAUCUGUUUUCAGUCACAUUGUGAUAAAGGUCAAAGGAAGAAAAUGUGUUGUUGCAAGAACAAAGUAACCAGUGAAAGGAUAUAAAAACAGGUGAAACCAAUAAAACGUCAAAGUGAUGAAAUUAGCUGGAGAGUGGUUCACUUAUGAUUCACUUUACAAGAAAUUACAGCAGCAGACACAUUUCUAGCCCAUUUCAGCACAUGUGCAUAUCUGUUUGUCCAAUCAUAUACAAGGUUGUUGUUCUACAAAGAAGCAAAAUCUGGAAUACAUCAUAUAGUUAUAGCAGUAAACUGAAAUAAUUGCUGGAAAUAGUGGAUCACGCAACUAUCACAAAAUCUAGACUGUGGCUAAUAUUUCUUUUAUAUUAUUUUAAAUCUGUCUACUGUGGUUUAGCACUGAUCCAUUUUCUUUUAUAUUAUUUUGAAUCUCUCUUAUGUAGUUUAGCACUGAUCCAUUCUUUAUCACCCCCAUGCCAGCUCAGAUAUUACAGAGCAUACAUAUGAACAUACCUUGCCAAAUUCAGAAAAGUUAAUGCUUGGCAUACAUGAGGUGUACGCCUCAUGGAAACCUUUUUUGGGAUGCCAAGACAGAACAGCCAUACCACAAUAUUUUUGUACAAAAAUGUGCAGAAUCAUGGCGGAC
This is a messenger RNA of Protopterus annectens (West African lungfish), 1461 nucleotides long. Its product is annotated as immunoglobulin kappa light chain-like. Bases 70 to 903 code for a protein of 277 amino acids. Gene Ontology annotation, biological process: B cell receptor signaling pathway; B cell differentiation. The transcript is spliced from 5 exons. Gene Ontology annotation, cellular component: B cell receptor complex; external side of plasma membrane. The record is from RefSeq and is a predicted model, not a curated record. Lineage: Eukaryota; Metazoa; Chordata; Ceratodontiformes; Protopteridae.